This is a messenger RNA of Gongylonema pulchrum, 516 nucleotides long. The record is from the annotation of a GenBank genome assembly. Lineage: Eukaryota; Metazoa; Nematoda; Chromadorea; Rhabditida; Gongylonematidae.
AUGGUAAAGACGGAACUGAAGGGUGCGUACAUCGCAAGUAUACGUGAGGAAUACAAGACUCGUGGACAGGACAGUGUACUGAUGUCCGAGCAGCUGCGUGACAUCGUGCAGAGAGUCAACGGUGAGGCUGAGCAUUGUGGCAAAGUGCAAGAGAUAAAGGAAGCGUGUAAGAAGAACGACAGCAUGGCAUUGGAGAAGGCGCUAAAAGGAGUCGAAGGCGCACGGAAGGAAUUUAUCACGUAUUACCUUGAAGCACUGCGCAACACCGAAUUUUCAACGAUAGCUGAUAUCCGGACAAUCCUUCAACUUACCAGUGAGGAGGCCGUUAGAGUUGAAACUCGCAGAAAACAAGUGAAUGAUAUCCAGACAGCAUGCCAAAAUAACGACCCUGGACAGUUGGCCAAUGCUCUGAAAGUCUUUGCUAGUGUCAGGGAAGAUCUGAUAACGCAUUAUUUGAAAGCGCUGAAAAAAGCACAAAUUAUGACAAUCGAAGAUGUUCAAACAGUUAUUCUCCAU